CACAACGACACCAAGAAGACCAAUAGAAAAGCGAAACAAAAUGUUUCAAUGCUACACUCACGGUGGAUUUAGGGGGAGAUAUUAUGAGGCUGGUGUCAUUAUAGGCGAUAGCUAUUGAAUCAUACAAUCUUUACUCGUCGUUCAUUUUCUUGAUAAUUUUAUUUCUCUCUCAGGUCAUUCCAUGGUUUUCAGAUCCCCUUUAGAGCUUUAUCCCUCCCAUUUCUUCCUGCCAAACUUCGCAGAGCGCCCUGUGCUCUUGGCGAGCAGCACUCCCAGCACCAGGUCUCCAGAAGACUUGUCAAUGUUUGCGCUACCGACCCUCAACUUCUCUCCGGAGCAAGUGGCGAGCGUCUGCGAGACGCUGGAGGAAACCGGAGACAUUGAACGGUUGGGACGAUUCCUGUGGUCCCUGCCGGUGGCACCGGGAGCAUGCGAGCAGAUCAACAAGCAUGAGUCGAUCCUGCGAGCUCGCGCAGUGGUUGCUUUCCACACGGGGAAUUUCCGAGACCUGUACCACAUCUUGGAGAACCACAAGUUUACCAAGGACUCCCACGGCAAACUGCAGGCCAUGUGGCUGGAGGCACACUACCAGGAGGCCGAGAAGCUGCGCGGUCGCCCCUUAGGACCGGUUGACAAGUACAGGGUACGGAAGAAGUUCCCCCUGCCCAGAACCAUCUGGGAUGGCGAGCAGAAGACGCACUGUUUCAAAGAGAGGACGCGUGGUCUGUUAAGGGAGUGGUAUCUUCAGGACCCAUAUCCAAACCCCAGCAAGAAAAGGGAACUGGCUCAAGCCACUGGACUCACUCCUACACAGGUCGGAAAUUGGUUUAAAAACCGGAGGCAACGAGACAGAGCCGCGGCAGCAAAAAACAGGUCAGUACGCUGUUCAUUUGUCAUAGCAUAGGCUACACAGCACCAAAUAGGCAAUAAUAAUUCCUAUAAUCGAAAUGCAAAUAUACCAUGUAAAUGUUCAACUUCAUCGUAGUAAUACACAAGGUUUUAGAGGGGUUACAAAUGAGCACGUUGUGUGUAUAGUUAGGGGUGGGGAGGGAGCACGGCGACAUUUUAGUUUUUGAUCUCAUAGGCCUAUGCAAUCAGGGGCUACCGAAAAAUAUAACUAUUAUUGUUUUCCAAAAUAAUCCCACAAAUAUUCUAAUGCGUAAAACAUUUUCUUGCGUAAGCGUUCUUGUGCGGAAAACACACAACUCUCGCCAAAUGCAAAGCGUGUAGGCUAUAGGCUACGCUGGUAUGCUAGCAUCCCUGAUAAGCAAAAUGAAAACAUCAAGGUAUGCGUUAGAUAACAAAACAGGAAAUACACACAAAGAAAAUCAUCAAUUUGAAUUUGUCCUAUAUUCCUGACAAUAACGCAAAUAAUUAUUGAUAAGUCUGUUGAACUUGGAACACAGCAUAUUGUGAUGAUACCUCAAUGGCGCACGUUUCUGAUUAUCAUCUUGAAUCCCAACGAGAGUGUUGUUAUCUUCUCUCAACAAGUGAACGUUUUUGUCUGAAAACAUCACAUACACUGCAGGGGUGGUAUAGAUCUGGAUCACAAACAGGAAACAAAACACCUACGAUCAAAUACUGUAGGUUAUUGGUUACUUGUUUAAUCGAAAUAAUAUUAUAGGCAUAUAUAUUCAUGUAAAGGGACAGUGUAGACUAAGAUAGGCCUACAUCCAAACAAUAAUCAUAAAACACUGAAUAAGAUGGGGUAGUUUUGCUAAAUAAAAAUGAGUUCAGUUACCAAUUUUUAUUUGUAUUGUUGUGCUUUUUACACAUACGAAAUGUGUACAUUAGGCUAUAGAUGUUUGGAAAUGAUUGAUACAUCACACUGUCAACAUAAAUACAAAAUAAUUAUUCUAAAAUUGUAGCCUGUUUUGCAGCCAUGUUUUUGAUUCACAGUGUAUAGCCUAUUAUCUAUUUGCAAUGCAAUCAUUAAUUACAAAUUGGUGAACUGAACAAGCCAACUGGAAAACACAGCAAUAUUUCUUCAUCUGCAUUUUCUCAGUGAUAAAAGAGUACGUCAUGGAUUCAUUCAUUUAGUAAUUUAAAAAUAAAUAAAACAAAUGUAAUCUUUCAUUCAUUUGGACAGGCCUGGGUAUGACAAAAUCUACGAUAAAAGACAGUUCUCAAACUACAUUGGCCAUGGUUUAAGUAGCUAACAACACGCCUGUACUUUAACAUAGACUGUUAUAUUUUUCCCACAUUUAGUAUUUGUAUCUGCUUUGCUUUAGCCAAUUCUUACCCCCAUCAUGUGAAGGUUAGAGAGCUGCAUUUGUUAAAGACUUGCCGGGGAGUGAAUGACAAGCAGGCUGAACGCUAUUUUGCGGAGGGACACUGUAUUUAAUUGCAAUGUUAUUUUCCCUUUCUUUAUAUUCUCCAGGCUUCAGCACCAGGGAAUAGGACAGAACGGUAUGCGGUCCCUUUCAGAAUCCGGGUGCACCCCACGCAGCUCGGCGGAAUCGCCGUCGACCGCGGCCAGUCCUACUACCAGCAUCUCCAGUAUGACAGAACGAGUUGAUACUGGAACGUCCAUUCUUUCAGUAACCUCCAGUGACUCCGAGUGCGACGUAUGAUAUAAAAAAAGAUAAAUAUUUACAGGAAAUAUGGACCUGAAAAAAAAAAACAAUGAAAUAUCGGGAUGAAAAAAGGACCAAUUGAUAUAAAUAUUUAAAAAUAAAAAAAAAGAUAAAAGCACGUCUUUUUUAAGCGCUUUCAAUGGACCCACCAAGCCUUCCCCUUACCCCCACCACUACCUGCAUGAUGUUUUUUGGUAUCUGGGGAAAAUACCCUGUUCAAUAUUUCUACAAGGAUAAUCGAGAAGAGGGAAUUACCAGAGGGUGUUUAUCGCCUUUUCAUCUCUGUUUUAGUCCAAGUGAUGAUGCCGCUCAGCCAAGAUGCAAUCCUGUUUUACUUUAUGUUCAUCAGACAAUCAUUUACGUCGUAAGCACCUUUUUACUAUACACUUCUGUCACUGCCUGUGUGGGGUAGGCCUACAUGGUCAAAUGUGGAACCCAAUCGUUAUGACUGUAUCAGAUUUUUAUUUUUAUUUUAAGAUUUUAUAUUGAAUUAUGUAUAUCUCAAAUAAUGCCAUCAUUCUCCCGCGGUCUGUAAUAUCCUAUAUGUGUAGAUAUGCUUGUACAUAAUAUUGCUCUCCCAUCUCCAUUCUCUUUUCUAUCCUUGUUCACUUUUCUUGACUUGGUGUUCCUAUACAUAAAAUAUUUGUCAAACCGUAAAAAAAGUGCUCUAGGCGUUUCGUUUGUUUGUUUGUUUUGAUAGGCUACCUAACAUGGGAUAAUGACGCCAUAUAAACGUGUUAUCGGUCACAUUUAUGCAAAAUGAUUUUAAUAUAAACAUUGGAAUAUUCUUCAACAAUUCAAGUCCUACAUUUCCCCGUGCAUUACCUAAAGCGCUUAUUAUUCAAUGUUUAUUUCUUGCGUGUUCAUGUUAAUGUAUAUUUCUAAAUCAAAUACAGUAU
Coregonus sp. 'balchen' is the source of this 3475-nucleotide messenger RNA. The record is from the annotation of a GenBank genome assembly. Lineage: Eukaryota; Metazoa; Chordata; Actinopteri; Salmoniformes; Salmonidae.